AUGAGUCACUAUCGACGCUCGUCCAUGAGUCGCAUGUCGGUCAGCAGCAGCGUGGCAGCAGUACCCACUGCUCUGCGUAAUGACGCGAUCUUAUACUUGACAAUUAUGUCGGGACGUGAGUUGAAGAAGGUGCAGACGCUGGGUGAACAGGAUCCGUACUGCAGCGUCUAUUUGACAACAGGCGGAGCUGAGCAGGAGAAGGCGGCGUUCAAAACGGACACACAUGAUAACGGAGGCACGCAGCCAAUGUGGAAUGCCAAGGGACACGUUCUGAUUCCUGACAUUUCGUCGGACGUCAUUCGCUUCCGCGUUAAAAACAACAAUUGGGGCAAAAAUACGGUGAUUGGGGAAAUUGCCUUGGCGAUGCGGGACUUAUCCCGCGGACGGUCGAUGGAGAGAGAGUUUGCUUUGACCCCUAAGGGAUAUUUGAAGGUUCUUAUGUAUCUCUCGCUCGGUCAUGAAAACCCAACGUCCCAACCGCGUGUGAAGUUCGGCGAAUACCCACAACACUUCAUUCCUGGGAAGACCAAACUCUAUGUAGGACUGAUUUCCGGCAGCAAGCUGCGCGAUAUUCAGUCGUUCGGUACGCAAGACCCGCUGUGCGAGGUGUUCAUAGGACGCAGUCGCACACCAUCCGCCAAGGAUUUGGUGUACAAGACGAAAACUCAUGACAAUGGAGGUAAGAAUCCGCGCUGGAUUGAAGGUUUUACGGUCAGCGUUCGAUGUAUCGAGCACGACUUUCUAGUGAUUCGCGUCAUGAAUCAUAACACUGUGAUAAAUACGCUGAUCGGGGAGUUGUGUCUAAAGGUAGAACUGCUGAUCAGCCGCAUGUUUGAAGACAAGAGCUACCCCAUUGAAGCAGACGAUACGAUUGUUGGCCAAGUGCGACUUCAGCUCGCACUAUUCAAUGACGAGAUCAUGAACGAAGACGAGAUCCGUGACUGCGACGUCGAUGGGUGCUCCUGCACUUUGACGCAGCCAGUUCGGGCGACAAAAGUCGGCAACGUGCUGAUUGACGGUAUUUCGCCCGAUGGUGUGCAGUAUUUGGAGGCUGGCACUGCUGUACAUACUGGAUGCGAAAUUGCUGGUGACUAUGUCAUGGACAAGGAUGUGUACGAAGGCAGUAGCUGGCAAGACGAUAGAUCGGACUUGGAACAAUUAGACAGCGACGAGUGGGAAGGCGACGAGUUGUGA
Peronospora matthiolae is the source of this 1194-nucleotide messenger RNA. The record is from the annotation of a GenBank genome assembly. NCBI's taxonomy places the organism in Eukaryota, Oomycota, Peronosporomycetes, Peronosporales, Peronosporaceae.